AUGCAUACCGUAAACUUCUAUAGUGUGCUGGUUGUGUGCCUUUUUGGCAUAGUGUGCUCCUCCUGGUUUAAUGAGCCAGUGGCCAGCGCUUGGGCUGCCUCCCCUGCAGUUAACAAUAAGGGCAUAAAUUAUGAAGAUGACUACUACAAUGUUGCGCAAACGGAUUUAACGUCAUCCCCCCUAUCAGCUUCGGCAAUUAGAAGAAGGAGAUACAUCUUGAAUGUACGAUCCUUCGGAAAAACCUGCCUCUUGGAGUAUGAAAACCUUUGUGAAACGGCAGACUAUUAUAUCCAUGUGAAGAAUGGAAUAAGCGGCCAUCUUAUCAAGGCAAGCUUGAUUCAAAAGGAAUCAAGUGAUCUUGUCUCUGUACACAAUUUGAUGGACACCUUCUCUAAGGAUGGAAGUGUCCAAUUUAUCUUUAAAAGCAUUCCAUCCCUACACUACAGUGUCGUGUUGGAAAUGUCGGAUUUGAUAAACAAUGCGGACUACGAUAUUGGCAACAACUGUCACUGCCACGGAUGUAGUGACAAUACGAGAGUAAUUGACUUGAGCGAAAUGGAAAAUAGGAUCACACACACAGUAAGAAGUGACAAAAAAAAUAAAAUCACAUUUCCACAAAAGACAUUCGUCCAUGGAAAUUUUCUAUUUAGCAAAUUUCUAUAUUUUCACUCUGAACUAAAUGUAAAGACAAUUGAGAAUUAUACACAGCUAUAUUCUUUCUACGACGAAUUAGUGUCUCCUUGUUCAGGUACUAUUAUGACACACUCGGUGAAUUAUAACAUCCAUUAUGACAUGUCUAGCGUGCAUUGUUACCAUAUCGAGAUGGUCGAUAAGUUUAUAAAAAAGAUUCACUCCUCGAUUGAAGAUGAGAGGACAAGCGGGAGCUCGACGUUGAAUUUUGUUAGCGGUAAUAAUAGCCACCCCAUACUUAUCAAAUUGGAGGAUAGAAUCUCAAAUGACAAGUUGGUAACCAUUAGCAGAAAGGACUACAAAAUUCAACUUCCGUUGAAAUACAAAGAUGGUGGGUCUUACUCUUCGAGAGGAAUCGUCGUCGGACAGCUGGUCACAAUUUACACGCGUCACGUCUUUUUCCAGAAGAAGUACAUCUAUAAGAAUAACGUCAACAACCGAAUGGAGUACGUUCACAUGUUUAGAAUUCUUUUUAAUCUAUUCAAGAAGCUGUACAAUGUUUCUUAUGAAGAUAUGUUGCUCUACACCACCGGGUUGACGAUGAAAAAGGAGGGCCACACUUCCUCCUCUUCCGACGCCGAUCAGGACUAUAACAUAUAUGCCGAGGAGUUAUCCGUGUUGUUAAAUUCCCUUGCAUUUGAGUUCAGCGCGGAGGCAGUAGGUCUCAACAGAGAAGUGAUCGUGAUGAAAGAAUCCCAUUUUGUGUCAGAAUACGGAUCGAACCACUUCGCGCAAGUGAAGGAGCAUCAACUUGUCCUUAGAUCUUCCACUGAAAUAUGUUUAGUCGUUUUGGAAUCCAUCGCUCGUGAGUUAAGUGAGUUUAUAAACUUACGACUAAAGGAGGAGUAUAGGCACACGUGCAACACGAUGAGGCAGGGGCACAGCUAUGCGAACGUGUCGCCGAUGUAUCAUACCUAUGAGUUAGAUUGUAACCUCUCUGUUUUGUACUUGGAGUAUAACCUUGCUGAAGAUGUCAUGGUAAGUCGCCUCAUAACGAACAAGACUCUAUUUGAAGAAGUCAAAUUGGAGCUCUUUUACAACGACAUAUUCGGCUACACAGUCUAUUUGCAUGUGCAGGUGGAUGACAAGUUUGUGCGAAGCUUGAAGAAGCGCGUGCCGAAGUAUGUAAAUGGAACCACCGUGGUGACGAUGACGGUGAUAGGGAGAAGGGCCAACCCCAGCGACACGAGCGAUUUCUCCGAUGGGAUGGUAAUUCUCAAGGAAAUCUCAUUUCCCAUGCAAUGCACGGGGGAUAGCUGCUCAAGUAAGCAUCCCAUACUGGUGGAAGACAACUUUGACUACAUAACGGUUGGAGAGAUAUGUGUGCAAAAUGAAGGAUUGCCCAAAGUUUGCUUCCCCGCGUACAGUUCCGGGUACGUUUUUGACACGAGGUUGCUGCGAGUACACAUGAUCAGUAUCAAUCCAUAUCCCGAAAUUUUGCUGACCUCCUCAGUGCAGAGCUCCAUCGUUGAGGGCUCCUUUUGCAUUCUGACCCCCACCCGUGGAGAGAUCGUUCCGAACGUGUCAGUGCCCGAAGUGUACGAAGACACGGUGUGCAAGGAGUACAUCAACAGAUGCAGCCUCAUAACGACCAGGUUUGUGCUUAACCAUGCGGAGUCGCUCCAGGACAGUAUAGUGGCGGAGCUGAGGAAGAACCAGUUUGCAGUGCACCUGUCAACGCACUUUGAUGAGAAGCACGAGGAGAUGCUGCAGGUGGUGUAUCGGUUGGGUGGGGGAAGCGGCGGAGUACGCAGCGGAGUGAGCAGUGCCGAGCAGAGCUUCAUCCUGACUCACUACAACGAUAGCUUUUACAUAAACGGGCACUCGAACAAAAUUCACUGGAGGCGCGCCAAGGAGUCCUUUUCCAGGGGGGAGAAAGCCUCGCAUGGGGGUAGCGGAGAUGAUGAAGAGGAGGACGAUGAUGAGGACGCGUAUUACACCAAGCUGUCCUCUCAGAUCGACACCAAAACGCACCGAGUUCGCGUGGUCGACAACAAAGGAGUGCUGUUAACCCACGCACAGACGCCCAAACAGGACGACCCAACGGUUUACCACCCAUUUGGAGAAAUCAGUAUCAGCUACGAGAAGAUCAAGUCGGACGUGUACAUGAAAUUUUUGAAUGAUUAUGUGUACUUUUACGAGGGGAAAGAGAUGUACGAGGCGGGUUCGUCCAACGGAGAGGAGAUGUCGCCCCAUUUUGUGAACUUGUCUCCUUACCAGUACGAGUGCCUAGGAGCGUACGCCUACUUGAUGAACAAAUUCAACAUCCUCGUGAAUGACUCGCUCAAUUGUGACGCGAUACAGAUGAUAGUGGAAGUCUUGUUGAAGGCCAAAUUAGGGAAGUAUUUCAUCCAUCAUAAGAACAAGAAGAUACACUUGAAUUUUUUCAAAAAAGACAAGGAUUCACAUGACGUGUUUGACUUAGUAGACAUGGAAAUAUACGAAGCGCAUGCACCUUUGAAGCCGAUAAAGACGUACAGACUGAACGUCAGCAUUGAUGAGAAUAACUUAAACUUGUUGCACCAGCACAAGAAUGUGGAAUUCCCAAAUAAGUACUUCUCCAACGUGUAUAUACUUCUGUUUAAGGCGGCUUACUUAUCGAAUGGGUACGACUUUUACUCGUUCUUUCACGAGUUGACGGGAAUUCUCCUCAUCGACAGUUUUGUGGUGGAACAUUCGGACAAGUUGCUCCCCGAGGAGAGAGAAGCUGUGGAGGCCAUACAGUCUGUAUUGAAAGACCAGUUGGACGUAUCGCUGGAGAGGCACACCACGCAGUACGACUUGCUGAUAAAUGAGAUAUCGCUUCUCGCGGCGUACAUCACGGAGUUGACGUCGUCUUAUAGGAAGGUCCCCAGGAGAGGCGGCGAUUCAGACGAAGGGGAGAAAUCUGAAGCGGCGUCUGGAGCGGUGUCCAGCGCAGUGUCCGAUGAGCCCCUGCUCGGAAUCAAAUACUUCGUCUACGUGGACGAGUUCAAGUACAGCGGUGAGAAGGAGCUGACGGCGAAUGACAUGGCGUACCACCUGGCCAACUAUGGCGUCCUCAUUAUCAAGAAGAAGUCCCUGUGCUGUUCCAACUUUGUGGAUGAAGUGGAAAACUCUUUGAACUAUUACAUUGAACACAGAUACGUUUUGGCUACCCCCAGAUUUGAUCAGGGUGUGGCAGAAGCGUCGAUCCUGGAGGAUCUGGAGGCUCUAUCCUCCUCCUCAACAGGGCAAGAAGUGGUGAUGGGACGAAGCAUAGUACAGAGACUUCUCGGCCGAGAAGUAAGCGCCUCCGUUUUGAACGGACGCUGGAGCGAAAGCGACAUGGAGUACAUGGCCAACUGGAUCAUGGGCAAAGCGGGAUACCUAUCGCGCAAGGACGGAGCUGCACAGUUGCACAUUCACGUGAAUAUGCUAGAUUGCCUAGACAUGGACCUGCAGAAUCAUGACGAAAAUGUGAUCACGGAGUUCACGUCCAGGUUUGACAAGCACGGAGCGGUCGUGUCGAUCACGAUGGAGAUGGGAGAAAACAUCGCCGGAGCGGAAGCAGCGGGGAAAGCGGCGUGGGAAGAAGGACAGGGAGCGGGGAUAAAAGCCGCGUCCGAAGCCGCGCAUACAGACCGAACGGACAGCUACGCCGUCUACUUCCUCUUCAGAAACCUGUCCGUCCCCUUCGUGGGAGAGACACACAGGAAGGAGCCGCUCGAAAUGCGCAGAGUGCUGCUGCUGAAGGGUGGCGACCCACACAAAGUGACCAACCAAUUGGCGGAAUUCAAAGUCUACAUCGACAACGUGAGCAGCAAUUCCAUUUUUAUGCUGGAGAAGGUCAUCUUCGUUUCGAAAGAGGGCAACGAGUUGGUGAAGGAGAUCAACGUAGAGUACCAGACCUUCUUCGUGCCCCCCUACGGCAUGAUCCUAAACACGGUCAUUAAGCAGACACAUAUAGAAGUGAACGAAGUGUAUUACGACAAGAUGUUGCAGUGUCACCAUUACUAUAACGGGCUGCAGGUGUGUAACAAUUCUGAAUUCGAUUACGAAGGGUUUUCCCCCUACUAUGUGUCUUAUUUGGAAAAUAACCAGCGAAAGGAUAUUUUGUUUAAGAGCAGGGAAGAGGUAGCCAGCAUGAUUAACAACGGGUACUUGACUGUUUCGAAGAGGUUCCAACUUGGCAUGGGAGGAGACGUCAUGACAGCAGAUAUUUAUCGAACGGUUCGUAUCAUCGUGGAGGAAGUGGCUUACUCAGUAGGCAUACAAAAUCUAGGAGAGAAGUCUUGCGGAAAGCUGUAUCUGAACCGGGGCAAACUGCACGUCCCAAACGAUGGAAAGUCCCUCAUUUCGAACAUCUUCUACGACACGAAGUAUUGUAUUGAUAAAGGGGCCGUCUUAAAGGAGAUACUUCAGAUAUGUCACUUCGAGAAGAAGGAUUUGGUGAAGUUGUUUGACUAUCUAUACAGCAAUGUGCUGCCGUACCAGUUGAACCAGAGGCUUGCCGAUUCGCUAUCCAGGGAGGAGGUUCUCAGCCUGAUUUACUACUUCUUAUCGGUCCCGCCGCAAAUGAAUGAGCUGAUUAAGAAGAAUUCGAUUUAUCUCGAGAUCGGCGAGGAUAGCAGCGUGUUGGGGGAGAAGGACACCCCGAAGGUGAGUGGCGGAGAGGAAGAGGCAUCCACACCAGUCGUAGUAGUGGUACCUUCCGCCGAGCCUCUCCUGGACUGGCUCCUCAUAAAAAAGAGCAUGCUAUCCCCGAAGAGACUGAACGAGGAGUCGAUCGUGCAGUUCAACGUGGCGCUGUACACGGAGCUGCUGAAGAACAUGCGCCACUUUCACGCGAAGAGUGGGAAGGAGGUGGACCCGAAACACGUUUCGACAGAGGUGCAACCACAGGUAGAGGAGGACCAGAAGGAGAAGAUCACCGACGAAGUGAAGAGCUACCUUCAGAACAGCCACACGUGCAGCGUGGACGGCCCAAGAGACGGCGGCGAAACCCUCUCAUUGACGCCUCCCCUCUUUUCGAACGCCGGACCGCUGUUCAAGCCAGACGAGAUCCUAACCUACAACAUGCCGAGCUUCACUUACACGGACAGCGCCAUCUACGUGAAGGACCAGGCGGACAUUCAUAGCGCCUUUAACAACUUGUUUCUCUUCGAGGGACAGAGUACCGCACAUGGUAAGUAUCUCAGCGCAAUAGUGGUGCUCUCUCCGCAUAAGUUUUCAUUCCUCCAGCAUAUUAGCUAUGUAGGGCUCAUAGCCAACACGUUUGACGACGCACACCAGUUUGUGCUGAAGUGUUACCCUAAUAGGAAGUACGACACGUCGGGAUUUUCCAGCAAGUUUAACCUAGAGGACAACACGGUGUACUUAGUGUGUCGAAACGUGCACGUGAAAUUUCUAAAAAAUGGACUUUACGAGUUCAACAAGUAUGUGGUAGAAUACGACUCGCAUUCGAACGGCACCGUCGGGCACCACAUCUAUGAGAGCCUGCCGAUAAGGCCCGUAUACCAAGUUGACAAUGCCCCCGAGGUGGUGGUUCCCAAGGUGGAGAAGAUUAACAUUGAGGUGAAGCUCGUGCCGAGCAGUGGAAGCGGCGAGACCAGUACGCCGGACAAGAACGCCCAGCGCGUGGAAUACCACAUAGAGGUGAAUGGACCGGUUGAGCUGCACACCGACCCGUAUGUUGUGGUGAAGCCGCUCUUUAACUACACGUCGUAUUUGUACAAUACGAUUAUCUACACGAUCGACGAUUUCGUGUCUCACACGUUCCCAAGGAAGCUGAAGCUUUGGGAGUUCUGGAGGCUCCCCUUUAGCAAACGUCUCUUCAAGGACAAGACGCUUACGUUGAGAACGCUGCAGUGUAGUCCGGAGAGGGGGUUAGAGGACAAAUCGAAGACGCACUGUGUAUAUUCCCUCGUCAUGGUCAAGUCCUUCACCUUGGUGAAGGUCGUCAUAAAGGACCUCUAUGGAAACGAGUACGAGGUGAACUUGGACGGGGAGGAGCUGCCGAAAGGAACGGGCCCGAUCGGUGCCGCGGGGAGUCCAGUAGAGGGUAGCCCAAGCGGGGAAGAAGCCGGGCAAACAGGAGAACAAACCAAGCCGGGCAAGGAAGUGACCAGCCCAAGCGGGGGAGAAGCAACCAAGCCAACCGUGGAAGAAACCAAGCCGGCCUCUACCCCUGCACCUGCCCCGACACCAGCCGCUACCGCUACCCCUGCCGCCACCCCCUCGCAGGGCAGCACGAAGUUGUGCACCUCGUUCCUACUCAGCAUACAGGGCGAAAGCACCGGCGGAGACAAUGAUGCCACCUCCUUGGAGGAGGCCUUCUUCCUCGUGCACUCGUCGUGCAUCGUGAGGGAGGGCGUCAUAAAGCUCAGCGUAGCGGAGGACAGGGAGACCUACUCCACGGACGCGCAAGAGAAGCGCCUCAUGAAUAAGGACACAUUCGACGAGAUCUACAAAAUGAUAGGCGAGCAGAUCAAGCUGCAGAAAGGAGACUACUCGGUAACCAUUUCAAGGAGAGCGCAGAAGGGGGAGAUCCCCGAUAAGAAUCUGUCGGUGCAAAGAGUGCACGAAGACGGAUCGGCCUACUACAACAACAGCGGAAUUUUCAACUUUUUGAAGAAGGGGUUCAACGUGAACUUGUUUGGGAAAAAGGGACAAGCGGCGCCAGUACCCCCUAAAGAGGUCGACAAGGUAGAGGCGGAGAAGGAGGAACGGGCUAAAGAAGGACGGGCUAAAGAAGAACGGGCUAAAGAAGAACGGGCUAAAGAAGAACGGGCUAAAGAAGAACGGGCUAAAGAAGAACGAUCCAAGGUAGACACCACCAAAGUAGAUCCCACCCAGGUGGAGUACGACAGAACAGUCGACAACCUCAUAAGCAUCAAGAGGAUAGACGUACCGAAGGAUGACAAAGAAGAGGCGUACGAACACAAGUACAUGCUACUUAUGGGAACGCUGAACUCUAGUGUAACUUCCGUGGUAGUGAAAGACGGAAAGGUGAGCGCAACGUGUUUAGAAGGAGACUGCGUUUUGGAGAAUACUUUCAUUGAGGACAUGAUGAACGCGAAGAAUCUGAAGAACGGCACCUACGAACUGGACAUAAAAAAGAGGAUCCAAUUGAUCAAGAGCGAUGAGAGCGGAAGGAGAGUCGCGCCAUCGUCAUCCUCAUCGUCUUCCCUGAGAGGGGGAAGCACGCGCAAGGGCGAUACCCUCGUGUGCAUCGUGGAAAACUCGUUUAACACGCUAAGUGGAGGCAUGAAAUUUAGGAAGAUAGUCCAUGUGCAAGGCCAGGAAGUGGGAGGAAUAAACGGGACGUACGACGUGUUUAUAAAUGAGGGGAGGUACAUAAUAAAUAAGGGCAACAGUAGAGCAGCUGCGAAAGACUAUAUUAUGAUCCAAGUGUGCAUUAACGAAGCGUGGAAGAUAAACGAUAACAAGGACUACAAAUUAGAAGUGCAACUCAUGAGCAGUCUUUCUAAUGUUGCCAAAGUAGGCCCCGAGGAGAAAGAAUACUACCUCUCGGUGAACAAGUUAAAACACAACGGCAUGCCGCUAGAUCCGAAAAAUAAUGUGGUGCAUUUCAUUGGAAAGAAGGGGUUAGACGAUGGCAAGUACAUUGUACAGGUGAAUGGUGACAAGUACAUUUCGGACGCGCUGAGCGUGACGAGUGACGAUGCAGAAAGGACUGUUAGUACUACGCCUCUAGGGAGGGAAGCGGCCGAUCAGGUGGAGCGUUUCUUUCAAGACGUAUUCAAGAUGUUACACAAGAAGCCAAGCGACGGGUCUUACUAUGUAGAAAUUUCAGACAGCGAAAUUGCCGAUGUGAACGACAAGAUGUUUUUCAGAGAUCAGAUAGUGUUGACUGAACCGGCGGAUACUUCUACUCAUGGGAUGAAAGAUGGACGAGAUGAAGAAGUGGACGAAGAAGUGGACCACGAGGACAUGAUCGAGAAAGCUUACUUAGUGGAUAUAGUGCCUGACAGCGAAGACGACCAAGGAGCUUCGCAGUACGAAGAGGUAUACAUCCUGCACAGGUAUACCCUAAAAGCCGGGCACUUCCAUAUAGAAUACGAUAAUGGCGUGUGCACACUGAAAGGUGUAAUGAGAGGAGAUGAAAGCGCACGUUCGAGCGACAUGGAAAAUGUGCUGAAGAUAUCAGGCAGGAAGAUCAGCAAUGGCAGUUACUUUGUGCACAUUGGGGAGCUCUUCAUGGAUGAGCAGGGCGAAUACUUUGACAAUCCCUAUGCCCCCCAAUGGAAGAAGGCCCACCAUACAGGAGGACACCACAGUGCAGAAGGACACCAUGGUGCAGAAGAACACCAACCUGGUUUCGACGCGAAAGAGAUAGAGGAGGAAGGAGAGGCCCUAACCGAUGAAGCGUUUUGGAACCACGUCAUGCAGAAUGUGCCCGGGGGAGAGUUCCACGAGGGGAUCAUGCUGAAACCGAUGACCACCGCACAUCAGGAAAAUGGAACCAAGGGAAAAGAUGAUCGCCCCUUUCACGCCUACGUUUAUAUGGAUAACGACGGAAAAGGAAACAGCUGCAAGUAUAGGAAGGUUCUACAGGGAUGGGGCACUGGGUUGCAAAAGGGCAAGUACUAUGUACAAGUCCUGAACGGGUCCUACUUCCCAACAACGGUCUCCGGUCCGUAUGUGAAUAAUGAGUAUUUGAAGAUGCUCAUAGAGAAUGCGUGGGGUUAUCCAUACGGAUCCAUCUUGGGGUUCUAUGUCGACAUUCACCCGGGAGAUUAUGAAGAAGGGGAGCAGCAGAUGAAGAGCACGCUGGAGACAGGGGAGGCCUAUUACAGCGUCAGCAUUAAGCAGUUGAAUGGUGACCUCGAUAACGGGGGAGAUGCAACGAAGCAGGAGAAGCUGAAAGAGGAGCUCAUCAAAAUUGCCGGAAGAGAAGUACCCACCGGAGAAUACUUCAUAGAGGUGACUGCUAAAAACGGCAUCGCUACCGGAAUGGACUCGGAUGGCAAAAAAAUGGAUCUGUCUUUUCUCAAAAAUGUGGUGCUUCUUCCGUAUGACAUGAUGAAGAGGGGAAAGUACCACGUGGUGAUCACUAAGGAUGUGCAUAAGAAGCUGCUGAAUAAGACCCUUGCGUUGACCAAGGUGAACCUAGUGGACGAUCCCCAGAUCGUGCAAAAGGACGAAACGAUCAUCACAGCGAUCAAGAUACACCCGGAUAGGAACAUCCCAGACGGAAGUUACCGAAUGGAUGUGGACAACAAUGGGACGAUCCAAAUUAGGGCAAUGUACAUGGGUAGGUCAUUAGCCCCAUCGGAAGAGAGAGAACUGAAGAGCGUGUUGCCAUCCCCCUCACCAAGCGGAUUGGCUAGCGGCCUCUACCUCGUGCAGGUGAAGAGCAGUGAGGAGAAAGAGGAAGGAUCAAGAAGCGACUUAAGAGAGGAUAGGGACACAUCACGGAGGACUGCCUCCUCUUCUUUAUCUGGCUCCCCCUCGUGUAUAAGCACCCCCGCGGGAGAGAAGACCUCCAUGACUAUAAGGAACAGGGAUGGCAGCAUGGUGUACUAUGACAACCAGCCACACGCCAUGGGUCGAAUAGCUAUGCCAUCCGUCAGGGGCGACAGAACGAUGACUCAGUAUCAGCGAGGAAACUGUCAGGAGGGCAUAAAGCUAACCCACUGCACGUCGUCGAACCCGGGAAACUGCAGGAAUGUGUUCAAGGCCCGACGGGUUGGAGAAUGA
Molecule: messenger RNA, 10374 nt
Organism: Plasmodium inui San Antonio 1
Lineage: Eukaryota; Apicomplexa; Aconoidasida; Haemosporida; Plasmodiidae
Exons: 2
Coding region: 1-10374 (3457 amino acids)
Source: RefSeq, a predicted model, not a curated record